This is a messenger RNA of Aspergillus calidoustus, 1815 nucleotides long. The record is from the annotation of a GenBank genome assembly. NCBI's taxonomy places the organism in Eukaryota, Fungi, Ascomycota, Eurotiomycetes, Eurotiales, Aspergillaceae.
AUGUCCCUCCCAUGGCUCGACCAACCGGUCAUGCUGCACUCUUCCCGCGACCCGGGCGAGUGCACCAUGACUCCCGAGCAAUGCGCCUACAAAUCGCGAUACUGGGUCUUUUGGUACGAGGCCGACCAUCGCUACGCUCUGCCGACGGUUGCGUUCUUCCUCGUCGCCAUUGCACUGUUUACUCUCGGGCACGGAGCCGCAGCGUACACGCCGAGGCGGCUCAACCGAACAACAGGAUGGGCGCGAAUCACCGCGCUCUUUCGCUUCUUGUCCUAUAGAAGUUGGAGAGUUGCGGGCUGGAACACGCAGUCGCUGGGCGGGUUACUGCUUGCUGGUGCAGGGGUUGUCUUUUUUCUAGCAAUGACCCUGGGCCCUCGCCCAUACUACUGGCCCAACACGCGCGAAAUCAGCUUUGGCAACUCGCCGCCCAUUGCAACGCGCGCCGGCUUCCUGGCUCUCGCAUGCAUGCCUUUCCUCUUCGCCCUCGGCGCAAAGUCUUCCCCAAUAACAACCCUAACCUCCAUCUCUUCGGAGAAGCUCAACAUCUGGCACGCCUGGGUCGGCUGGGCCAUGUACGUGCUGGCCCUCGUGCACACCUUUCCCUUUAUCGUCUUCCACAUCUGGAAGGGCGACAUCGUGAGCGAAUUCAAGACCGGGGGCGUCUGGGUUACAGGCGUCAUCGCGCUCCUCGCGCAAACGUGGUUGACACUGCUAUCCAUCCCUUGGAUCCGAAACCGGUACUACGAAUUCUUCAAGGCAGGGCAUUACCUCGCCGCAAUCAUCUUCUUCAUCUUCUUCUUCAUCCACUGCGACUUUCGCAUGUCGAGUUGGGAUUACUUCAUUGCUACGGGCGUUCUCUAUGCGCUCUGCUGGGGGUACGCGUUUUGCAAGACGUACUUUGAGCACGGGGUCGGCCAUCGUGCCGCGCUAUUCAAGGAGACGGACCACACGCUCAAGAUUGCCAUCGAGACGGACAUGGAGUGGCGCGCGGGCCAGCAUAUUUACCUCCGGUUCCUGACGGGGGGCAUGCAUGUCCUCUCCACGCACCCGUUUACCAUCUGUUCUGUUUCUGAAGAGGGACGGAGGAAUACGCUUGUCUUCUACGUUCGGCCGCGUGGAGGGUUGACAGCGCGCCUGCUGAAAAUGGCGGAGAAGCAGCCUGGUAUUAGUGUUCCUGUUCUCCUCGACGGGCCGUAUGGUGGGCUCCCCGCGCAUCGCUCGAUGAGCUCCUUCGAGCGGAGUGUUGUGGUCGGUGGAGGUGCGGGUGCUGGAUUUACACUCGCGAUGAUUGAGGAGUUUAUGCAGGGGUUGUCUCUGGCGCAAGACGUGGCAGCUGGUGCGGGUAUGGAGGUGAUCGUCUCGUCGCAGGAUCCGGAGUUGCGGACGUGGUACCUUGAGGCGUUGAAAGAGAUCGAAGCGAAAUAUCCCGACGUCGACAAGACCGUGCGAAUCGCCGUCUCGAUCCACCAGACCGGCUCGCGCGAAACAUCAGCUUCACCGACCGUCGAAGCAAAGAACGACCUUGCGCUAUCCGCAACGGACCAGCCAUCAAAGGAAAUCAACUCAUCCGUCGACGAUCCCAUAGCAUCAGAUCUAUCCAGCAUAUCCUUCGCACACGGCCGACCGAACCUCCCGACGAAGAUUGCAUCGGUCGUGGGAGAGGCCGGUGCAUCCUCAGUCGGGAUCGUGGUCUGCGGGCCAUCAUCCAUGAGUCAUGACGUCGCGAGUGCGGCGGCGGCAGCGCAGACGAGGAUUAUCGGUGGGAAGACGGCGGUCAAGGAUGUUUUUCUUCAUCAGGAGAGUUUUUCGUACUAG